AGCCAGCCAGGCGGCCCCAAGCAGCCUCCCCCCGGGACAGCACUCAAGCAGCCGGCCGUGGUCUACCCCUGGAUGAAAAAGGUGCACGUGAAUUCAGUGAACCCCAACUACACCGGCGGGGAGCCCAAGCGGUCCCGGACGGCCUACACCAGGCAGCAAGUCCUAGAACUGGAAAAGGAAUUCCAUUUUAACAGGUAUCUGACGCGGCGCCGUCGGAUUGAAAUCGCUCACACCCUGUGUCUGUCCGAACGGCAGAUCAAGAUCUGGUUCCAGAACCGGAGGAUGAAGUGGAAAAAAGAUCACAAGCUGCCCAACACCAAAGGCAGGUCAUCGUCCUCAUCUUCCUCCUCCUCCUGCUCCUCUUCAGCCACCCCCGGCCAGCAUUUGCAGCCGAUGGCCAAGGACCACCACACAGACCUGACGACUUUAUAGAAGUGGGGACCCUGGGCCCAUCCCUCCCUGCGCUACAGGCUGAGCCGAAGCUGCGGGGGCAGGCCGGGCCUGCUGUCACCUUGCUGGGCUCUAAGGUACUGUGGGGGUGGACCUGGGACACGCAGGCCGCCCUCGGACUAGGUUAACAUCCUGCCCGAGGGCAGCCCCCUCCCUAGAGCGGAGAUGGGGGUGGGAUGGGGGGGCGGGAUUUUCUAAGUAUUAUCAUAUGGCAGGAGCUACUGAGAACAUAAAACCUUGCCGAGUCAUUAAACUCAUGAAAAUCUC
Molecule: messenger RNA, 717 nt
Organism: Galeopterus variegatus (Sunda flying lemur)
Lineage: Eukaryota; Metazoa; Chordata; Mammalia; Dermoptera; Cynocephalidae
Gene: HOXD4
Product: homeobox D4
Exons: 2
Coding region: 73-432 (119 amino acids)
Biological process (GO): anterior/posterior pattern specification; regulation of transcription by RNA polymerase II; embryonic skeletal system morphogenesis
Cellular component (GO): nucleus
Molecular function (GO): RNA polymerase II cis-regulatory region sequence-specific DNA binding; DNA-binding transcription factor activity, RNA polymerase II-specific
Source: RefSeq, a predicted model, not a curated record